AUGACAAAAGGCAGGCAGUUUUCUCCAAACAGCCGUGGUGGAAAAUGGUUCGCUCAUCCAGGCUCAGCGGGGAGUGAGGUGGGAAGUCGAGAGACGUGUACCAGCACUGGCUUCAUGCUGACUCAAGUGAAAUCAACAGUGCCGCCGGCUUUGCGCACGGAGCACUAUCCUAAAUGGAAAUCUCAGCAGCAAUCCAGAGAAUAUCCUUGCUCCAAUCAUGACAACAAAUAUGCCUUGAAAAACAGCGUCUUCUUCUGUAGCGAGGUCCGUGUGCAUCGUAAGCACUUUGAGGACAACCAGCAAAAGUCUCAUUUCUCACUCGACCAUGACAACACGCAACCCAAAGCUGGAGAAGACAUCAGUAUCUUUAAGAGUGAUUACGUUGAGAAGCAGGUCCACAAGACGCCUGCCAACACCAGGUUUCCCCACAACCACCAGGAGCGGUCUAGGCGGGCUGCGCAGGACCAAGCACCGGACUUUAUGUGGUUUGGAAGAGCACGAUCUGUACCUGUGUUUGGAGAACAUCAUACUGCUGCGACUUGA
Molecule: messenger RNA, 543 nt
Organism: Knipowitschia caucasica
Lineage: Eukaryota; Metazoa; Chordata; Actinopteri; Gobiiformes; Gobiidae
Source: the annotation of a GenBank genome assembly